AUGGCGCCGUCGCCGCCGUCGCCAUUGGCGAAUGCGGAUCUGGACGGUGCCAUCACCGCCCGGCGCGAGGCACUCGCACUCAUACCCUGCUACCGCCUUGAGCGUACGGUGAUCUUGUCGAGCUUCGCGCAUGAGCUCAUGACGCGCUUUGAGCUGAGGGGGCAGAGCGCGGAUUUGGACGACGCCAUCAGCGCCCGACGCGAGGCGCUCGCGGUCUGCCCGUGCGAUGACCCUGGCGUGUAUUUCCUCCUUGGCAAGCUGAUGCAAGACCUGGCCGUGCGCCACGAGCGGACGGAGCAGCUCGCGGACGCCGAAGAAAUCCUCGCAACCUGCGAGAAGAGGAUCACCCUCCUGGCUCCGGACCAUCCCGACCUCCAGGAGUCCCUGAUGUCCUUGUUCACGGCCGCGUUGUCCAAUACCCUAGCUGCACAAUUCGAUCGCUCGCGCCAGAUUACAGGCCUGGAGGGCGCGAUUACCGCUGCGCGCAGCGUGCUAGCCGCCGUUCCGCUGGACGAUGCUCUGCGAUCCCAUCAUCUGUGCAGGCUCGGGACGCAGCUGGUCGCGCAUUUCCGGUGCGUCGGCGACGCUGCGAGCCUCGAUGAGGCGGUCGCUGUCUUGCGCAAUGCAUACGCCGUCUGUAAGACGGACCGACGGGAGAUGCGCGCCUGCUUGUGCGAGCUGGCCGUCGCGCUGCAGGCGCGCUACAUGUCGGCGCGCCAGUUCGCGGACCUGAACGAGAUCAUCAUCGCCCGGCGCGAUGCGCUCGCACUGUUCGAGCCCCCUCAGGAACGGGUCGAGACGUUCGAGCUCCUAGGACUCCUCACGGAUGACCUGAGAGAGCGUUUCCGACAGACGGCGGCGCUCGCAGACCUGGACGAGGCGAUUGAGUACUUGCGCGGCUCCCUGGCGCUUCUUGCCGACGAGCCGCUGAAGCGCCGUGCCACGUGCUUCAUCGUGCUUGCCUGCGCCCUCCGCGAACGAUUUGACGGAACAGGGAGUAUCUUGGAUCUGGAAGAGGCGAUUGGCCUGCUGUUUGACGCGCUCAAUACCCUUCCCGAAGACGAUGACCGGUACAUGCUGCUCUACUUCAUGGCGCAGUGUUUGUACUGGCGUCACCAGGAGGCAGGCUUUAGCGCGGACCUUGACGAAUCGAUCGUCGCUUGGCGCGACGUACUUGCGCUCCCGUCGACCGCCGAUCACGAGUAUCGUGCAGAAUUCUUGUGGCGUCUGGCCGACGCGUUGGCCGCUCGCUCUCGGACGGCGGUGGUGUCGGUAGCAUCUUCGGUUGCGAAUGUAGAUCUGGAUGAUGCCAUCGCCGCCCGACGGUCCGCGCUCGCACUUCUGCCCUCUGGCCACCCCCACCGCCCCGCUAACUUGGCGAAUCUCGCGCACGAGCUCGUGGCGCGCGUUGGACUGACGGGACAGGGCGCGGAUUUGGACGGCGCCAUCGUCGCCCAGCGCGAGGCGCUCGCGGUCCUCCGAUGCGACGACAACACCAUGUACGUCUUGCUGAACAGAUUCCUGCAGAACUUGAUCAUGCGACACGAGCGGACGCGGCAGCUUGCGGACGUCGAAGAGAUCAUCGUGACCUGCCACAGGAAAAUAUUUCUCCUACCUUGGGACCAUCCCGAUCUCCCGAGAACCUUGUCCUCCUUGGUCCAAUACUCGCUUUUCCUGUUUCAAGAAACAAAGCGUACUUGUCACUUGCACGAGUUGGUCGCCGCCCUGCGACGGCUGCUCUACGUCCUCGAGCCGAAGCAUCCACUAUGGACCAAGACCAUGGCGUCCCUGUCCAAUGCCUUGGCCAUUCAGUUCGAGCGCGAGCACCAGUUCGGGAAUUUGGAGGAGGCGAUCCGGCUAGCCCGUCGAAUCCUCUCUGUCAUUCCGCAGUACGAUACCUUACGGUCUGAUCAUCUGUGCAGGCUUGGAACGCAGCUUUUGAUUCGCUUCCAGCAGACAUCGAGAAACGUAGACAUGAAUGAGGCGAUAUCGGUAUUGCGCGAUGCCCAAGCAAGGUGCGGAAACGGGCCAAACGAUCCACGCAUUCGCUGCCGAAGCCUAGCCAUCGCGCUGGGAAAGCGCCAUAAACGAACGGGCCACAUCCAAGAUCUCGAUGAGGCAAUAAUCACAUGGCGCACCGGGAUCGCGCAGCUCGCGCACAGGAAGCGAGAAAGCGAUCUCGAUGCUAUAUUUGAGUUCGAAGGGUUCCUCGCGCUCUACCUGACCGAGCGCUUCCGACAAACGCUGGUUCUGGCGGACCUGGAUGCGGCAAUUGUUGGACUCGGCAGGUCGCUGACCAUCCUUCCAACGAAUCAAUGUGGGAGACGUGCUAACCGCUUGAUCACGCUGGCUUCCGCUCUUCGCACUCGAUAUGAAAAGACGGAGAAUGUUGUAAACCUGAACGAGGCCAUAGUCGUUUUGCGCAACGCCGCUGCGCUCCUUCCCCCCGGCGAUCCAACCCGAUCAAGGGCCUCCACAAUGCUUGUGGAGUUAAUGGACAUUCGAUUGGGCCUACCUUCGGCCGUGAUGGAACCUGGAUCGAGCGUCUGA
This is a messenger RNA of Heterobasidion irregulare TC 32-1, 2550 nucleotides long. RefSeq lists its product as uncharacterized. The transcript is spliced from 3 exons. The record is from RefSeq and is a predicted model, not a curated record. Gene Ontology annotation, molecular function: protein binding. Lineage: Eukaryota; Fungi; Basidiomycota; Agaricomycetes; Russulales; Bondarzewiaceae. Bases 1 to 2550 code for a protein of 849 amino acids.